Molecule: messenger RNA, 449 nt
Organism: Pneumocystis murina B123
Lineage: Eukaryota; Fungi; Ascomycota; Pneumocystomycetes; Pneumocystales; Pneumocystaceae
Exons: 2
Coding region: 42-449 (135 amino acids)
Biological process (GO): protein import into mitochondrial matrix
Cellular component (GO): PAM complex, Tim23 associated import motor
Molecular function (GO): ATPase activator activity
Source: RefSeq, a predicted model, not a curated record
AAUUUUUUCAUAAAAAAAAAUAGGGAAAAAGAGUUAAAAAUAUGGUAGCAGGGAUUAUUUUAGGGUCUAUUGGAGUAGCGACUGUGGCAACGCUUAUAGGUUUAGGAUUACGAACAUUUCAAAAAUAUAAAUUAUUUCCAAGAGGGGCAUCUUCUCAGCAUAUUUAUAAAGGGGGGUUUCACAAACAAAUGUCAUGUAGAGAAGCAGCGUUAAUUUUGUCUUUAAAGUAUGUUUUUAAACUAAAAAAUGAUUUUUUUUAUUUUAAUAAACUUUUUAUUUGUAUUAAUAUAAUAUAUAGCGAGAAUACAUUAACUCGAUCCAAACUAAAGGAUGCACAUAGAAGAAUUAUGCUUUUAAAUCAUCCGGAUAGAGGAGGAAGUCCGUAUAUAGCAAGUAAAAUAAAUGAAGCAAAAGAUUUAUUAGAAAAACAACGGAAUCUACGUCCAUAG